This is a messenger RNA of Panicum virgatum (switchgrass), 5321 nucleotides long. RefSeq names its product myosin-6-like. NCBI's taxonomy places the organism in Eukaryota, Viridiplantae, Streptophyta, Magnoliopsida, Poales, Poaceae. The record is from RefSeq and is a predicted model, not a curated record. Gene Ontology annotation, molecular function: actin filament binding; ATP binding; microfilament motor activity. Gene Ontology annotation, biological process: vesicle transport along actin filament; actin filament organization. The transcript is spliced from 40 exons. The coding region runs from base 335 to 4927 and encodes 1530 amino acids. Gene Ontology annotation, cellular component: cytoplasm; myosin complex; actin cytoskeleton.
GUCGACUCGGUAGUCGGUCCUCGCCCUCGCCUCCUCGCGUCGCCUACCUCCCGUGGAAGCGAGAAAACAACCAGACAAACACGAAACACACAGGUCCGAAUCCAAAUCUAGCGCCCGCGUCGCGAUCUCGCAGCCUUCACCCCCAACCACUCCCGCGGCGGCGGCGGCGCCGAUCCCGCCUUGGGCUCGCGCGUCGGCAACUCCGGCGCCACGUCCUCCUCCCCCCUUCGCGGCGGCGCUCGGGAGGUGGGCGGCGGCUGCGGCUGCGAUCGCGCCAGCGGAGCCGCCUCUUCGCCCUCGGUGCCGCCGGGCCUGAUCCGAUCCCGCCGGCGGAAUGGCAUCCAAUGUCCGUUUUACAGUGGGUUCUCAAGUUUGGGUUGAGGAUGCGGAUUUGGCUUGGAUUGAUGGGCUGGUGGAGGAGGUCCAGGGAGAUGAAUUAAUAAUAAACUGCAGUUCUGGGAAGAAGGUUACUGCCAAUGUCUCAAGUGUGUAUCCUAAGGAUGCAGAAGCAAAGCGCUGUGGUGUUGAGGAUAUGACAAGGCUGGCUUAUCUGAAUGAACCAGGGGUUCUACAAAACUUGAAGUCUAGAUAUGCAAUGAAUGAAAUAUAUACUUAUACUGGUAACAUAUUAAUAGCUGUCAACCCAUUUCAAAGACUUCCACACCUUUACAACAAUCACAUGAUGGGAAUUUAUAAAGGAGCAGAAUUCGGCGACCUGAGCCCACAUCCUUUUGCCAUCGCGGACCGUGCAUAUAGGCUUAUGAUUAAUUAUGGUAAAAGCCAAGCCAUAUUAGUGAGUGGUGAAAGUGGAGCUGGUAAGACAGAAAGCACUAAAAGUCUUAUGCAGUAUCUUGCAUUUAUGGGUGGCAAGGCUCAAUCUGGAGGAAGGUCAGUGCAACAACAAGUACUGGAGUCCAAUCCUGUUCUUGAGGCAUUUGGAAAUGCAAAAACAGUCAGGAAUAACAAUUCGAGUCGUUUCGGCAAAUUUGUUGAGAUCCAGUUUGACCAGAAUGGGAAGAUUUCAGGAGCUGCCAUAAGGACUUACCUCCUUGAAAGAUCUCGUGUCUGUCAAAUAUCUGAUCCAGAAAGGAACUAUCACUGCUUUUACAUGCUUUGUGCUGCACCACCUGAGGACCGUGAGAGAUAUAAAUUAGGAGAUGCUGCAUCAUUUCACUAUCUUAAUCAGUCUAGUUGCAUUAAACUUGAUGCGAUGGAUGAUGCUUCAGAAUAUAUCACAACUAGGAGGGCGAUGGAUAUUGUGGGCAUUAGUUCUGAUGAACAGGAUGCAAUAUUUAGAGUUGUAGCUGCUAUUCUUCAUUUGGGCAAUGUGGAAUUUUCAGAAGGGAGCGAGGCAGAUUCUUCUGUACCCAAAGAUGAAAAAUCCCAGUUCCAUCUUAAGACAGCUGCAGAGCUUUUCAUGUGUGAUGAAAAGGGUCUUGAAGAAUCUUUGUGUAAGCGUGUUAUGGCAACACGUGGUGAAAGUAUUGUGAAAAUUUUAGAUGCACGAGCAGCAGCUCUUAGUAGAGAUGCAUUGGCCAGAAUUGUUUACUCUCGUUUGUUUGAUUGGCUUGUAAAUAAGAUCAAUAGUUCAAUAGGACAAGAUCUGAGCUCAAAGCUUCUGAUUGGUGUGCUGGAUAUAUAUGGUUUUGAGAGUUUCAAGACAAACAGUUUUGAGCAGUUCUGUAUCAACUUAACUAAUGAGAAGCUGCAGCAACACUUUAAUCAGCACGUGUUUAAGAUGGAGCAAGAAGAAUAUACGAAGGAAGAAAUUGAUUGGAGUUAUAUCCAGUUUGUGGACAACCAAGAGAUUCUUGAUCUUAUUGAGAAGAAACCAGGGGGUAUAAUUGCUCUACUGGAUGAGACUUGCAUGUUGCGAAAUUCAACCCAUGAAAUAUUUGCUGAAAAGCUUUAUCAAAAAUUUAAAGGCAACCCGCACUUCAGUAGGCCAAAAUUUGCGCGGUCUGAUUUCACUAUUCAUCACUACGCUGGAAAUAUAUGCAUUGCACCAGAAGAAAAGGUGAUGAAAGAGAAGUUGUGGCACAUGUUCAUCUUCCUUUUCUUGGUUACAUAUCAAACAGAUCUGUUCUUGGAUAAGAACAUUGAUUAUGCUGUGAAUGAGCAUCAAGUUUUAUUAAAUGCUUCUAGAUGUUCAUUUGUUUCAAGUCUUUUCCCACCUUCUGAAGAAUCAAUUAAAUCCACGAAAUUUACAUCGAUAGGUUCGAGCUUUAAGCAACAAUUACAAGCGUUGCUGGAAACUCUGAGUGCAACAGAACCACAUUAUAUACGCUGCAUAAAGCCCAAUAAUGUUCUCAAGCCAGCAAUUUUCGAGAACAGUAAUGUUCUCCAGCAACUACGAUGUGGGGGAGUAUUAGAGGCGAUAAGGAUAAGCUGUCUAGGAUAUCCAACGAGGCGUAGAUUUGAUGAAUUUGUUGAUCGUUUUGGUGUCUUGCUACCUGAAGUACUUGGUGAAAGUUAUGAUGAAGUUACUGCUACAAACAUGCUCCUUGAGAAAGCCAAUCUCACAGGCUAUCAGAUAGGGAAAACUAAAGUGUUUCUGCGGGCUGGUCAAAUGGCUGAGUUAGAUGCUCUGAGAACUGAGGUGUUGGGCCGGUCUGCUACCAAAAUCCAGAGAAAAGUUCGGUCUUACCUGGCUCGCAAAAAUUUCAUUCAACUUCGAAUAUCUGCUACCCAUCUUCAGGCUAUUUGCAGAGGACAAAUUGCAAGACAUCAUUAUGAAGAUCUCCGCAGGCAGGCUGCUUCAUUGACAAUACAAGCCUGCUAUCGUAUGCACUUUGCAAGGAAGAACUACAGAAAUCUCUGUUCCGCAUCAACUACUAUCCAAUCUGGUCUACGUGGUAUGGCUGCUCGCAACGAACUCCAUUUCCGUCUGCAAACAAAAGCUGUGGUCAUUAUUCAGAGUUUCUGGCGUAGUUAUGGAGCACGCUCUCGGUACACGAGCUUGAAGAAGGCAGCUGUUACUACACAAUGUGCUUGGAGAGGAAGAGUUGCCAGAAAAGAACUCCGGAAACUUAAAAUGGCUGCUAAAGAAACUGGUGCUCUCCAAGCUGCCAAGAAUAAAUUAGAGAAGCAAGUGGAGGAGCUCACCUGGCGUCUGCAACUAGAGAAACGCAUCAGGACUGACAUGGAAGAAGCUAAGACACAAGAAAAUAGGAAGUUGCAACAACAAUUGCAGGAACUACAAUUACAAUCCAAGGAGACAAAAGAUCUGUUGAAAAGGGAACAAGAAAUCGCGAAAGAAGCACUGGAGAAAGCUGCCUUAGUACCAGAGGUCAAAGUUGAUACAACUCUUGUUGAUAAACUCACUACUGAAAAUGAGAAUCUAAAGGCUUUAGUGGGCUCUCUUGAGACCAAAAUUGAUGAAACAGAACAAAAGUUUGAAGAAAUGAAGAAAGCUAGGGAAGAGUGGAUGAAAAAAGCUGCAGAUGCCAAGUCAAAGAUAAAUGAACUGACUAACACAAUGCUAAGUUUUCAAGAAAAGGUAACCACUAUGGAAGCAGAAAAUCAAUUACUUCGGCAGCAGGCACUGUUGCGUACUCCUGUUAGAACAAUACCCGAGAAUUCAUCUCCAAAAUCUAAUUUGACUAAUGGCAGUCCACGUAGUGAACAAACGACACCUCAUGGCACCCCUCCAGCUCCCAAGGAAUAUGGGAGCUUUGCACAGCCUAGGGCAUCCUUUUUUGAAAGGCAGCAUGAGAGUGUUGAUGCACUUAUAAACUGUGUUAGUGAAAAUAUUGGCUUUAGUGAAGGAAAGCCAGUUGCUGCAAUAACCAUAUAUAAGUGUCUUGUGCAUUGGAAGAUCUUUGAAACAGAAAAAACAAGUGUUUUUGAUCGUCUUAUUCAAAUUUUUGGUUCUGCAAUGCAGAAACAUGAUAGCAAUGAGGAUCUUGCAUACUGGUUAUCAAAUUCGUCGACUUUAUUGAUCAUGCUUCAAAAGAGCCUAAAAGCUGCUGGCACAACAGGAACUAGUCCACUGAAGAGACCACAGACUCAGUCAUCAUUUCUUGGGAGGAUGGUAUUCCGCUCCUCAAACAUCACUGUUGAUAUGGACCUUGUGCGCCAAAUCGAGGCCAAGUAUCCUGCUUUUCUUUUUAAGCAGCAACUUUCAGCAUUUGUGGAAGGCUUAUAUGGAAUGAUCUGUGACAAUUUGAAGAAAGACCUUUCUUCUUUGCUGUCAUAUGCUAUUCAGGUCCCAAGAACUGUUAAAGCUAGUAUGGUGAGAGGGCGUUCUUUUGGAUCGUCAAGUUUGCCAAGGGGACGUUCAUUUUCAAAUCAAGCUAGUUAUUGGCAGGCAAUGGUCGAUAAUUUGAAUGAACUCUUGAAAAUUUUGCAAGACAAUUGUGUCCCAUCUAUUUUUAUCCGGAAGAUAUUUACCCAGGUUUUCUCAUUUAUCAAUUCACAACUUUUCAAUAGCCUUCUUGUACGUCAUGAGUGCUGCUCUUUCAGUAAUGGAGAGUAUGUGAAACAAGGAUUGGCUCAACUAGAGGCAUGGUGUGGAGAAGUCAAGCCAGAGUAUGCAGGAUCUGCAUUGGAUGAACUCAGACAUAUCAGGCAAGCUGUUGGUUUCUUGGUCAUAUUCAAAAAGUUCAGGAUUUCAUAUGAUGAGAUAGUCAAUGAUCUCUGCCCAGUACUAAGUGUACAGCAGCUCUACAAAAUAUGCACUCAGUACUGGGAUGACAAAUAUAACACAGAGAGCGUGUCAGAAGAGGUCCUUGAGGAGAUGCGAACACUGAUAACCAAGGAAUCAAACCAGGACAAUCUGGAGAACACCUUUUUACUGGAUGACGAAAUUAGCAUGCCCAUAUCACUUGAAGAGAUAGCAGAUUCUAUGGAUGCCAAAGAAUUUCAGAAUGUCACCUCGCCACAAGAACUUACUUCAAUGCAUGCCUUCCAAUUCUUGAAGAGCUGAGCCCUCAAAGGGCCAGAGACACUUCUUUUUCCUCACAGUACGUUGCUGCAUGGGCAUAUACCUCUGCAUUCUUCCAUCAUAUGAUGUAAAUUCAACCUAGGGUUUCCUUCACCCCUGUUGUGCUAUGUAAUUAUUUUUUGUCUAGAUAGGUUGGUUUGCUGUUCUCAAGUUUCAAUUGGCUGGGUUGGGAAUAGGUUUUUUCGUUCUGCCCUCCCAAAAUGUAUGUGUGCAGUAUUCAUAGACUGAAAGCAUCAUUUUUCUCAAGGUAGCAGCUAGGAAUUCCUUGAAAAUCAUUCUUUUAUCCAAAUUUUGUCAGAUUUGGUUCUGCAUAACAAUGUGAAUAACUUGUAUAGUCAAAUUAUUUUUGAAGGAAACAAUGUGUUUCGGACUUGUC